Nerophis lumbriciformis (worm pipefish) is the source of this 3393-nucleotide messenger RNA. NCBI's taxonomy places the organism in Eukaryota, Metazoa, Chordata, Actinopteri, Syngnathiformes, Syngnathidae. The record is from RefSeq and is a predicted model, not a curated record.
AUGGCCUCUGUGAGCCUCGUUUCCAGUCCCCCAGUCCCCGUUUUUGACAAAAAUAUGACAGACUCUGAGCUGGCAGGGGACGAAAGAGAGGAUGGGGAGUUGGAAGAUGGAGAAAUUGACGAUGAGGGAAUAGGGAUAGAGGAAGAAAACAAGGAGGCUCCAGAGGUGUUUGAAAACGAAGAAAAGCAAAAGGAGAAGGAACGGGACAAAGAAAAGGAAAAGUCACACCGGCACUCAAGGAAACGCUACAAAAAGACCAAGGAGAAGAGAAGGUCGAAAAGGAGGAGACGGGACAGACAAAAACAUCACUCUUCUUCAAGUAGCUCCAGUUCUGACAGCUAUGACUCAGAUUAUGACCGUCCAGGGAGACCCAAAAACAGGCCCAGUCAUGGAUCUGGACGCGAUUGUGACGUUCAGAAUGUUCAGCAUGGAAGAGACCAGAAAGGGUCGCGCGGUAGCUUGCAGAAGUCACCGCCUCACAAAAACUCAAAUUUCGACAAAUAUAGUGAUUACAGCGAUGACAACUACGACUACGAAGAUGAGGAGGAUCCCUAUGAUGGGGAAUCCGAGUACAUGCAGUCUAAAGAUUCAACAUCUGGCCCGGGAAAAGGCCGCUAUCCGAAGGAGCAGAUGGGGAGGAGGGGGAACAUGAGGGGCCUGAAACAAUUUGGGCAAAGAGGAAGAGGCAGAGGAAUUGGAUCUGGCAGAGGACGAGGGUCGCUUAACAAAAAGAUUAAGGGGGGGAAACCCUGGAUGGGACGUGGGGGACGUGGCAGAGGGGUUGACCAGGACAUGGAAGACAUAGCUCCUGAAGUCAAAAAUUCUGGUUUUCAGAAGAAGAGACUCGUUAUGAGCAAAGAAUUCAUCAGUCAACACACGGUGGAACACAAUGGAAGAUACAUUUGCAAGUAUUUCCUGGAGGGUCGCUGCAUCAAGGGAGAGCAGUGUAAAUUUGAACAUGAACUGGUCAUCCCGGAUAAGAAGAAAGAACUUUGUAAAUUCUAUCUCCAGGGAUAUUGCAGCAAAGGAGACCAUUGCAUUUACAUGCACAGUGAAUAUCCUUGCAAGUUCUUUCAUACUGGAGCCAAGUGCUAUCAAGGGGAGAACUGCAAAUUUUCCCAUGAUGAUCUCACUGAUGUGACAAAAGAGUUGCUCAAUAAGAUCAUUAAUACUGAGGAGGAGAACGCCCGUGAGGAUGAGUUGGAGCUGGAGGACUUGAGAAAACAAGGCAUCGCCCCACUUCCAAAGCCGCCUCCAGGUGUGGGCCUGCUCCCCACGCCGGGUCACAGCAGCCCAACAGAUGAUUCUUCUCAGGCAGGGAAGAUUCCUUCCAUCUUUGAAAUAAGUGUUCAACCGACUGUUGACCUAGCUCAUAAGAUUGGUUUAAAUGAGUCCAACUGCCCCGAUCCCAAUGAAGACACUGACCAGUUUAGUGGAAGACCGGAGGAAACACAGAGUGGAGCUUUGGUGUCUCCAGGCUCUGAUACUACCACAAUCCCUUCCUUGGGGCCACCAGGCACCGUUGGCUACCCAACUGGACCACCCAUGAGUGCCCAGAGUCCUCCUGGACAGCAGAUGCCACAUGGAUACCCAAUGCAGCAGCCAAUCCCAUCUGGUCAGACACCAGUGUUUCAUGGAAAUACCAACUGUCAGAGGCCUCCAUUCCCUGCAGUACCUGAACUUCAGAUGUUGCAGAGCCUCUUCCCUUUUCCACCAGUGGCCCAGAACCCACUAGAGCUUCUCAACAACUUGCUGCAAAAACAGUCUGUGAGCCAUCAAGUGGAACCCGGAAUAAACCAGAUCCAGAACCUCCAGCAGCAGAUUCCAGAUGUCCAGUUACAGUCUUUACCUUCAGCAGUGCAGAAAGCCAUUAUUCUACACCUGACCCAGCAACAGGCAGCGUCAAAGCCAUGUGAGAGCAAUCCGCAGGGAGCAGAGAGUCAAGAUGAUAGGAAUGCAAACAGAGACGAAAUAACAAACUGGUACUCCAGUGACGAAGAGGGCGGGAGCAGUGUCACGUCAAUCCUAAAAUCUCUCAAGAGGCAGACUGAGAUGCAGCAGUCCAAGACCACAACACCAGUCACUAUAGCACCUCUGGGUGACCCUCGACUUGUCAAGGAGCGAACUCAACCAAGUGACCCACGUGUGAAGGCAGAACCCCGGCAGAGACCUCCAGAUAUGAAAAAGGAGUCUGAUGCAGGUAUGGAUCCACGACUAUCCAGGGACCCUAGGAAACCGAGACAUGUCGAGUCGAGUUCCUACCGCCAGCAAAACCAGUCAACUGGCCAAAAAAAGCUCACUGGAGAUGAGGAUGAGGAAGGGGAGAGGGAACUCCGUGACAGAGCAGUCCUUAUCCCAUUGGAGGCCAGUCCGGGUGUGAUGCUGCGAGACCCCCGCUGCCAACUGAAGCAGUUUAGCCAUAUUCGCGUGGAUAUUUUGCUUCAACGCCCGGCUUUCGCUUUAACAGUAGUUUGGGCCCCUGAAGACUUAAUCCCAUCUCCGAUACCAAAGCAGGAGCACUCCAUCAAUUUACCACUGCCACCUCUGAUCGCUGACGCUCAAAUGAACAGAACAAGUGUUUCGGACCACUCCCUUCCGACAAGCCCUACGCUGACUGACCCCAGAUUGGCGGCGGCUCGUUUAAAGGAACGUUUUGCUCGUUUGCCUUCUGGAUCCUCAAUGGAUAGACCUGUAGAUCCACGUCAGAUAAAGAAUUUAGACCCCAGACUCAAACGUACAGGAAGUCUGGAUUCCAAGCUGCCGGGUCAGAAGGAAGCCCCUGCAGAGGAAGUUUUGGAACCUGAGUUGCAAAAGACCAACAUUAGCUCCUCUCUUUCUGAGAGACUGCCGCCCUAUGCGCCACGGUUAGCUUCCUCAGGGGGAGUCCUGGAAAGUCCCACGAGAAUCCUAGGAGGGAUCAGUCUGUAUGACCCCCGCAAUCAGACCGAGCCAUUUCAAAAGGAUCAAGUAGACCCUCCUAGAAGAGCGGGUAUUCUCAAACAUCCAGUGAAGAAAGACACUCUUCCAACACAACCUGCCUCCCCGAGUCAUGUCUCGCAGGAUGAGACAAAAAACACGGAAGCUGCCUCUAAUCACAAUCAGACCGUGCGUGACUCCUCACCUCCACCCCACCAAGACUGCAUCAGCACCCCUCACGCAGUACAUAAUUUGCCUGUUCAAGCGGUGGCAGGCCUGAUCAGACCUCAGUAUGCUGAGGGCAGGCAGGCCAAACUGGUAGGAGCAGGUUCAGCAGAGGUUGCCGAGGAACAGAAGGAGCAGAAAGAAGUUCUGGUUGAUGAACCCAAGCAGAUGAGGGAGGAAGAGCUGGAAGACAGGACUCUCAAAGAGGUCUUCAAAACCUUUGACCCCACAGCGUCUCCUUUCUCCCAGUAA